Molecule: messenger RNA, 957 nt
Organism: Nezara viridula (southern green stink bug)
Lineage: Eukaryota; Metazoa; Arthropoda; Insecta; Hemiptera; Pentatomidae
Source: the annotation of a GenBank genome assembly
AUGGCGAUCGGCCCAGAUACAUCAAGAAUAAUUCAGCACGCAGAAAUACUUUCCACCCACAAAUAUUUCCGUUUUAUAUAUUCCCUCUCUGCAGUCUUCGGAGUGUUCCCUUUCAUCCUGCAUAGAGGUCGUUACAGGAUAUCAUACUUCUUCAGUGUUCUCUCGGUAAUAAUCUGCAUCUUCGUCGGAUUCGUUGCGAUGGUUUUGAGUCAUCUCUUUCUUUUCGUGCUACCGAAGGGCAAAAACUUUGUUCUAAAAGCGGAACUAGUUUUACUUUUAUGCUUUACAGUUAGCUUGUCCACCAUGCACAUCAUAACAGCGAGCACCUCGAUCUGGAGAGUCCGGGCUGUUCGUCAGAUCAUCGGUAUCCUGGAAGAAGUAGACGCCAUUCUAAGCAUCCGUUUGAAGAUGGAUUUUGGUCUAUCGGAUCUCACGGCCAUUUCUUUAAACUUGUUACUCGAUUGUUGGCUAUUCUAUCAGACUCAAUCUAUUCACUAUAUAAUGUUUGGCUUAAUUCUUGUAACAAACAUUUGGUUGGUAAUAUCACAGUUUUCAGUCUUGGCCUCUCUCAUAAACAGCAGAUUAGAAGGAGCUUGCGAGUGCUUGAAUGAACUCAAGAUGAGACCCGAUUCGCCUUACAAAGAUCAGAAGGUCGCCAUACUCUCCGAUGUCCACAACAAGCUCUGCGACGCCGGCGAGAUCCUCCAUACUGCAUUCGCUUGGAUGCUGACUAUAAUGAUUGCUAUGUGCUUUGUAGGAAUCAUUGUACUUACUUUCAACAUUUAUGCUUCCUAUAGACGGGACAACAAUUUUGACAUUCGUCUUCUGCUAUUUCAAGAUGAUAAAUUAUUAUGGAUACUGUACUACUUCACCGUCACAUGGAAAAUAGCUUCCUCUUCAUCGCAACUUAACCAGAAGGUUACCAAAUUAUGUAAACUAGAUAUAAAAAUAAUAUAG